Centruroides sculpturatus (bark scorpion) is the source of this 2029-nucleotide messenger RNA. RefSeq names its product disintegrin and metalloproteinase domain-containing protein 10-like. The coding region runs from base 9 to 2024 and encodes 671 amino acids. The record is from RefSeq and is a predicted model, not a curated record. Gene Ontology annotation, biological process: Notch signaling pathway; membrane protein ectodomain proteolysis. NCBI's taxonomy places the organism in Eukaryota, Metazoa, Arthropoda, Arachnida, Scorpiones, Buthidae. The transcript has a single exon. Gene Ontology annotation, molecular function: metalloendopeptidase activity. Gene Ontology annotation, cellular component: plasma membrane.
UGGAAUUUAUGUUCCGUAAUAUUAGUUUUCUUAGCCUUAUUAUCAGAAUGUCCAUUGUAGGAAGUUCAAAUCUUCAAAGUCUGAAUUUAUUGAAAAAUUAUAAAAUUGUCAAGAUUUCAAGAAAUUUUGAAAGCUCUUUUUACUCCAAUAUUAAGAACUUACUUACUCUAAAAUUUCAUGCCUUUGGAGAAUAUUUUGACAUUCUUUUAUAUGUAGACGAAACAUUAACAUCAUCGAACAGUAUAGUUGAAAUACACAAAUAUGGCCGUAUUUUGAAAAAAUCCCUCCUGGAUCUCGACGAAUAUUUUAUUUAUCAAGGGAUUGUACGAGGAAGAAAUUAUUCAAAAGUUAGUGGAUAUUUCUACAAGACGUUCUUCACAGGAAGUAUUGAUUUAUUUCAAGAAAUCUAUUAUCUAGAACCAGCUUUUCUUUAUCUAAACGAUACGAGAUACGAAUAUCAAACAAUUAUUUAUAAAGAAUCUGACGUGAAAUAUCUUAAAUGCAAGUCUACAAACGAAAAUGAAAAUGCUUCUUGUAAGAAGAUACAUUACAAUUUUGCGAAGUCGAGUACUGAUUAUCGUUUACAGAAUUUUAAAGUAAGAAAGAUCAAACAGAAAAAAAUUUGCGGCAUAGAAUUAAUCGCCGAUCAUACGUUUUUUAAAGAAAUGGGAAAAAAUCACGGAUGGACUAUUGCAGAGAUGCUUUAUCAUUUAAAGAUGAGCGAUAAAAUAUUUCGUUCCACCGAUUUCGAUGGAGAUUCAAGACCUGAUAAUAUUGGGUUUUCGGUGGAUAAAAUCACAAUAUACGAAUCAAAGAACGAAACAAAUUAUCCAAUGGCCAGAGUUUCUCAUCGUGCUGAAUAUUUCUUAAAUGAUUUAUCAUAUCAUGUUCAAAAUUACUGUCUUGCAAUCUGUUUUUGCUAUAGGGAAUUCGAAAAGAACGUUCUUGGAAUGUCGUAUCGUGCUACGAGCGAUACUACUAAUAUUUUUAACAAUAAUUUUUACUUUGGUGGAAUUUGUGCGAAAUCUUUAUCUUCAAUAUUUCGUUCACCUCGUUCGUUAAAUGUUGCUUUUAUUACUGGCUUAAGCAAAAGUAAAAAACUUCCUAAACCGAUGGUUAGUGUCGAAUUAACUCACGAAUUAGGACAUAGUUUCGGGAGUUAUGAUGAUCCUCAGAAUAAUCCUAUUUGUAGUCCUGGUGAUUUCGGAAGUUCCUUAGGGAAUUUCAUCAUGUAUCCAUUUGUCAGCGAAGGUUAUGAACCGAAUAAAAAAUUAUUUUCUAUUUGUAGCACGCAAGAAAUGCUAAAAAUAAUUUACCGGAGACGAAAUUGUUUUAAAGAAAGUGCGAUUUCAGUUUGUGGAAAUGCCAUUACUGAAAACGAAGAGGAGUGCGACUGCGGUACUAAUGAAACGUGUCGAUUAAUUGAUAAAUGUUGCACACCUAAAGGUGGUAUAGGACAGGAUAAAGAAUGCACUUUUAAAAAGACGAAUGGAGCGAAAUGCAGUCCUCUCGAAGGAGAAUGUUGUACCGAACAGUGUAAUCUGAUCCCAGCCAACGAAAAUUUUAAGUGUCAUAAAGAUUUUCCAUGUUAUAGUAAUGUUACGUGUAACGGUAAUUCACAGUUGUGUCCUAUAGAUAUAAAAAAUGACGGAAUUCCCUGUUUAGGUAAUUAUCUUACCUGCAAGAAAGGUAAAUGUAUCAGUAACGUUUGUCAGGAUCAUAAUCUCAAAAGUUGUCAAUGCACAUCUUCGGAUAAAAAGUGUCACGUAUGUUGUCUAGAUAAUAACGAAGUAUGUCGUUCCGCCGAAGAAUUCGGUUACUUUACUCCCGAGGGAACAGUUUUUAUGAAACUUGCAGGAAUUAGAUGCGACGGAACGAGCGUAUGCGACGAUAAUGGUCGUUGCAUUUUCAAAAGACAAUCUUUACAUUGGAUUUACUUAAUGUUAGUGUUUAUUAUACUAAUAUUAAUAAGUCUUUACAUGCUACAAUUUAAAUUUCGUAUUUUUAAAAUAAUAAAAUUUUAAUAAUA